CUUUUCAUCAAAUCGUCUAGAAAAAGGUUGGAGGCCGAUCUCUCUCUCUCUCUCUCUUUGACUCGCGCAACGAAAAGAGCAAGAGAGGGCGGAGACUGUCAAGCCGAACUCCUCACUUCAUUCCGACCUCAGAAUCUCUCUCUCUCUCUCUCUCUCUCUGCGAUCUGUUGAGCUCCAGAGCUCCGACGAUGCCUUCCCGUCGCAGAACGCUCCUCAAGGUCAUCAUCCUCGGCGACAGCGGGGUGGGAAAGACCUCUUUGAUGAAUCAAUAUGUGAAUAAGAAGUUCAGCAAUCAAUACAAAGCAACAAUAGGAGCUGAUUUUCUGACCAAGGAAGUGCAGCUUGAAGAUAGGCUCUUCACAUUACAGAUCUGGGACACAGCUGGCCAAGAGAGAUUUCAAAGUCUGGGUGUUGCUUUCUACAGAGGUGCUGAUUGCUGUGUUAUUGUAUAUGAUGUCAACGUGAUGAAGUCUUUUGACAACCUUAACAACUGGAGAGAAGAGUUCCUUAUUCAGGCUAGUCCUUCAGAUCCAGAGAACUUCCCCUUUGUUGUUAUAGGAAAUAAGAUCGAUGUGGAUGGUGGAAACAGCAGAGUGGUUUCAGAGAAGAAGGCUCGAGCCUGGUGUGCCUCAAAAGGUAAUAUCCCUUAUUUUGAGACAUCUGCUAAGGAAGGUGUCAAUGUGGAGGAAGCUUUCCUUUGCAUAGCAAAGAAUGCCCUAAAAAGUGGCGAGGAGGAGGAGAUAUACUUGCCAGACACCAUUGAUGUCGGAACCACCAGCCAGCCGAGGUCAACUGGAUGCUGCUAAUGCAUUGCUCGAUUUUUAAGCUCUCAAUCAAUAAAGUCUAUAUCCUUUCCCUAGGAGGCUCUAUUUGUAUUUACUAUAGGACACUGUACAUUCAAUGUCCAGAUGAGCAAACAGAUUGGUCUCCUGUUAGUGAUUGAAUUGAAUUUGUUGGCGUGUUGUGUCUGGUGAUUGAACCACUUCGAAUAAUUACAGCCGAGUUGUAUGAAUUCUGCAUAUAAACAGCCGAGUCGUGUGAGUUUCCUCAUAA
Punica granatum (pomegranate) is the source of this 1053-nucleotide messenger RNA. Lineage: Eukaryota; Viridiplantae; Streptophyta; Magnoliopsida; Myrtales; Lythraceae. The record is from RefSeq and is a predicted model, not a curated record.